This is a messenger RNA of Topomyia yanbarensis, 2038 nucleotides long. RefSeq lists its product as uncharacterized. The transcript is spliced from 3 exons. Gene Ontology annotation, biological process: proteolysis. NCBI's taxonomy places the organism in Eukaryota, Metazoa, Arthropoda, Insecta, Diptera, Culicidae. The record is from RefSeq and is a predicted model, not a curated record. Bases 39 to 1595 code for a protein of 518 amino acids. Gene Ontology annotation, molecular function: dipeptidyl-peptidase activity; serine-type exopeptidase activity.
CAAAAUCUCUACCAGUUGACUAGUGUGGUCUCAUCGAAAUGUUCGCGAGACUGGCAGUAAUAUUCGGUGUCGCGGUGGCAUUCGCCGCUGCUGCCAUCGAGCUAAAUCCAGGCAGACCGCUUCUGUUCGGAACUCAACGAGUGGUUCCUCCAACGCUUGCUAAGCAGGAAGGCGACCCGUCAGAUUCUGUUGCCGUUUGGAAUGAGUUAGAGGUGCGUCAGACCUCCUCGAAUCCUCAAAAUCGAAAUGUUUUUCCGAUUCGAUACGUUACGAACGACCAGUACUAUGAACCUGGCGGUCCUAUAUUUAUGUUCAUUGGAGGACCAUGGGAACUGGAGGCGCAAGUUAUAGAGCAGGGAUACUUUGUGGAUCUGGCUAGAAACAUGAGCGCAUAUCUGGUCGCCAACGAGCUGCGUUACUACGGAGAAAGUAUACCGGUUGAAGAUGCUUCCCGGAACAACCUUCGUUUUCUAGCCAUUGAUCAGAUUCUACCGGAUAUUGCCAGAUUGAUUACCCAUAUAAAGAGUGAAGUUCUGGAGAAUCCAGAUGCAAGAGUCAUUCUGGCUGGUGUUGGUUUCUCAGCUUCGAUUGCGCAAUGGACGCGCAAGCGUUAUCAACAUAUGGUGAAUGGCGUGUGGUCUUCGAGCGGAUUGGUGGAAGCCAACAGUAAUUUUGUUCAAUUUUCUGAAUCUGUCGGUGAAAACAUUCGUCGUUUUGGAAGUGACGAAUGCUACAAUACAAUUUGGCAAGGAUUUGCCACCGCAGAAAACCUCAUAGAUGCUGGAUUAUCGACAGCCGUGGACAGUCUGUUCAACGUUUGUAAUCCCAUCAAAAGCGACGUCCCAGUCGAUGUGGAAGCUUUUCUCAAUGGUAUCUUCAAUGAAAUAGCUUCACAGGCAGUGGAUAUCCAUCUUCGAGAUAACAUUGAUCGAAUGUGUCAGAUACUGACAGAUCCUAAUAAACCUAAUGGUCUGACAGCCUUAUCUGACUGGUUAACUGGACGUUUUCCAGACGCCGAGUGUCUUGUGAUGGAUUUUGAAAGCAUUAUUCAAGCGUACGAAGUGACUGAUUGGCAGAAUGAAAUGCUUCGUAAUGGAGAACGCCAGUGGAUGUACCAGCGGUGUACUGCAUUAGGGUGGCCGCUAACUAGUGGUAGCUCACACUCUCAACCGUUCGGAGAGCGCAUCACUACCAACCUGUUCAUGCAGAUUUGCGAGCGAUUGUUUGAUGACUGGCUUACUUCGGAUGUGUUUGAAUCUUUGGUACAAGAUACCAACACAUUGUUCGGCGGAAAUCGCCCAGAAGUUCAACGCAUUUACUACACCAAAGGAUCGUUGGAUCCAUGGCGCUUCACAGGAGUUGCUUACCCGUAUCAGGAAUCAUAUGUCAGAGAAAUUCCGAAUGCUACUCACGGCGAAGAUUUGGCAUCGAUUUCGGAAUCAGAUUCAGAUGCUCUUUUACUGUCUAAGCAACACGUCGAACAUGAAAUUCGUCGUUGGGCACUUGGGCCACCCCCACCGCCACCAGGACCAUUUCCUCCACCACCACCGCCGCCUCCACCACCACCACCACCACCUCCACCAGGUUCACUGUAACAUUCAACCUGCGUGAGCCAGAGAUGGUUUUAGGGCUUCUGUUUCCCGACAAUUGCAGAAUUUGAGCGAGACGAAAUAAACGAAUUCUCUAGAAAUCCAGGCCUCCCAGAAAGUCGUCGCAUUAAAAGUUGUCUUUAUUUCUUUUUAAGUUUGCAUAUUUAAAAAUCGAUUGUUUAUAACUCUGCAGAAAGAUUGCUGAGUUCAUGAAGAUUUCAUGUUGCAAAAAUCAGCGAACACUGUUGUGAAUUGGUAUUGAUUAAAUAUGUUUAACUAUGAUACGACUCGACACGAAAACUUCACGAAACCGGCUUAAACCCAAAUCAUUACAUUAAUUCAUGAUAUUUUCGUUUACAUGUAAUAAUAAUAAUUAUAAUAGUGAAAAACGCUUUUAAUCCAUUUAAGGGAAUUGCAGAAUUUAAUAUAAAUAGUAUUAAAAUUGUCAA